CGUGUUCUUUGUCGCUGCUGUACUUGUAGCUGCUUGCAGUCCGCUUCAAUAACAACACCCGCCGCUCUACCAGCGUGGCUUACCUCUAAGGUCGGCCAAUUUCACUGUGUUUCUCUCUGGAUUGUGUCGACAUUUCUUCUGACAACGUAACGAAUAAGAAACACCAUGGAGGAAGAGGAGCACUUUGUGAACAUAGACCUGAACGAUGACAACAUCUGCAGCAUCUGUAAACUAGAGACGGACACAGGAACACUUUCCUUCUGCCAUGUGUGCUUUGAACUGAGCAUAGAGGGUGUAUCCAGCGCCACCUUGCUGCACUCCAAAUCUCUACGUGGGCAUAGAGACUGCUUUGAAAAGUACCAUCUCAUCGCCAACCAGAAGCUCUCCCGCGCCAAGGCCUCCCACAGCACGUAUGAGGGCGUGAAGCGGGCCCUGAGCCAGCGAAUCAACCGCAUCAUACAGUACGCCCAGAACAGAGAUUCUGUAACCGCUGAGACACCCGGGCGCUGGGGGGCCAAACAGAUUCUGUGUCACACUCAGCAGGGCGGCAGGAAACUUCUGCCCCAGUCCGACGCCCAGGUGCCCCGUUAUACCCCGAGAUGGGCGGAAGAGGCGUCGAUGGCGGAGUCAGAGUAUGGGAAAACCAUGCUGGACUGUCACUCUGCCGAGGAGCUCGGUCUCGGCCUGCUGCAGGGAUCACGCCAGGGCCUGUGGUCUGGAGACAGACACCACCCACGAGAACAACAGAACCGAGAGCAGAGAGACCUAGCCAGGCAGAGGAGACACACAGGGCACAGUCGAGAAGAGCUGGUGAGGAUGAGCGUGGAGGAGCUUCGCCAGCUGAACGAGCAGCUACUGCUGCAGAUACAAAAUGUGUUUGAAGAACUGUCUGGAGCUGUGCAGGAGAAGGACUCUCUUUCAUCAGAGCUUCAUGUACGGCACAUAGCCAUCGAGCAGCUCUUUAAAAACUGCGCCAAGCUGCCGUGGCUCCAGAUCGGGCGAGCAGGGGUCAAAGCUGGCAACAACCCAGUGGAGUGAGAGCUUUUUGGGGACAGCAGAGUCCCUCAAAGACCAAAAAGGAAGCGCAGACACUCACGGAAGCUCAAAUGGGCUGGAAACACACAACGCUGUGCUAAUGAGUUUAAAGUUUCCCCUCUCUAAAACCUGGCAUCUGAAUUUUCAGCAAAAGUACUGGACUUUGAAAGCGAAAGUGUCCAAAAAGUGUUUCUAUGCAGAAUGAGGCGUAAGGUUAAAAACCUUACAAAUACUCAUUUAAAUUUUUUCCGUGGUUCCAUUCAUGUUUGUUUUUAAUUCUUGGUAUCACUGUUAACUCUCUACACUUGAUCAUGUUGGGUGGUUAAUAGGCUUGGAUGAGUCUGACAGUGUUCCUCCUGCGCGUUCAGGCUUGCUGAUUGGUUGUGGUGUUGCUGUGGUAACUGUUGCUUAGUUAACAGUUUUUCCCCUCCCUCUGCUCAUUGCAGUGGAACUUGUUAAUGACAGUAGUUGUACCAUUACUCUCCUGUUGUGCUGAGGUUCAGCAUACGCGCUUUAGUGGAAGUUUACAUUUCUUUUGUUAUUGCACUCUUAAAACUGUGUUCAUUUCAUAGGUGCCCCCCUCCCGAUCACAACAUUUCACGGGUUACGAUUAAAAAUGGGCGUGAAAGUUUCAGCUGGUACACUCUGGUCUUUCACAAAUGUCAAGCACAGGCCUAAUUUUGCUUAGGCUUAACUCGGUGCUGGGAUUAAUGUUGGAGAGAUAGGAAUGCUCAACCAAAGCCUUUGUUACCUUAAGGUAACUAUUUCAGUAUUUAUUUUGUUAGGACAGUUAUUUGCUUGUUACAAAUAUUUAAAACUGAAUUAUUGUUUUUCUUUUCUGUAGCGUGUAGAGGUUGUUUUCUUGUGCUGUUAUAGUAUGGUUUCUUGUAUUUAGGGUCUGUGCAUAAACAAAGACUAGUCAGGGCAAAGUGAGCCUUUACCCAGCUGCCUUGAUUUCAGAUCAGACUGUGUUGCCAUCUGGUGGAGGUUCAGAGAAUCUGUCCACCCGCUGCCCUGAUGUGUGCAUGGUUAACUGUCUAUUAUGGUUCUAUGAAGUCUAUUAUCUCUAGAAUCUCUAAAAAAAAUAUUUUAGGAAAUCGAUUUUAAAUUCUGUUCUCUUUAUAAGAGAUACAUAUUCGACUGACCCCUCUGGGGUUUCUAAGAGUAUUUUAUUUUGUAUGUGUGUAUUCUGGUUAUGCGCUGAGAGGUCAAGUCGGCAAACUAGUAAUAAUGGUUCAGUUGUGGAAAAGAAGCAAUAUGUGUCUGUCUUGUUUGCUUUCUUGUAAAAUGUUUUAAUCUUUUGUUUAUGGUUGAUCCUGUGAUUUGACAAACAGGAGGUUGGAGAUACCGAAAUAAGAAGCACACUGCCCAAGUGUUUGUUUGCUGUGGAAAUACCGAAUGAACAACAUAAGUUGGAUGGGUUUCAUGUUCGUCUCGAGUGUGUUGCAUAUGUAGGCCAUGUGUUAAAAUGUUAACUUGAUUAUGGUGGUGUCAUUGAUGUCUUAUUAAUUUUUUUUUCAUGUUUAUUAUACACAUGUCUUAUUUUCCUUUUUAAUUUUUUUUUAAGAUUGUGUUGUGACAUUCAAGUGGUUUAUGCAAUACUGUUUGUUAGUGGAUCUUCCCAUCAGUUUAGAAGAUUUCUGAAUGCUUUUGUUUGGAGUGAUGUGUACAUUUUCUUUUUAGGGAAUGAAUUAAUAAAAAUAUUUUUCCUAAAA
Puntigrus tetrazona (Sumatra barb) is the source of this 2750-nucleotide messenger RNA. It is a transcript of the gene c10h21orf91, whose product is annotated as chromosome 10 C21orf91 homolog. The coding region runs from base 166 to 1038 and encodes 290 amino acids. The record is from RefSeq and is a predicted model, not a curated record. Lineage: Eukaryota; Metazoa; Chordata; Actinopteri; Cypriniformes; Cyprinidae. The transcript is spliced from 5 exons.